Molecule: messenger RNA, 4869 nt
Organism: Gracilinanus agilis (Agile Gracile Mouse Opossum)
Lineage: Eukaryota; Metazoa; Chordata; Mammalia; Didelphimorphia; Didelphidae
Gene: ADNP2
Product: ADNP homeobox 2
Exons: 4
Coding region: 78-3299 (1073 amino acids)
Biological process (GO): regulation of gene expression
Cellular component (GO): nucleus
Molecular function (GO): DNA binding
Source: RefSeq, a predicted model, not a curated record
GUAGGCGGCUACGGCGGCGGGAGGAGGAGGAGGAGGAGGAAAAGAGCUCCCUCUUCGGCGCUGAGCGGAAAGUCACAAUGUUUCAGAUUCCUGUUGAAAAUCUUGACAACAUUAGGAAGGUUCGGAAAAAAGUGAAGGGCAUUCUUGUGGAUAUUGGACUUGAUAGCUGCAAGGAAUUAUUGAAGGACCUUAAAGGUUAUGAUCCCGGAGAGAAAUAUUUUUAUAAUACAUCGUGGGGAGAUGUUUCCCCUUGGGAGUCUUCAGGAAGAAGAAAGAGAUAUCGAACAAAGCCGUACUGUUGCAGCCUGUGCAAAUAUUCAACAAAGCUACUUUCUUCGUUGAAAAAUCAUUUGCAUCGUUACCAUGAAGAUGAAAUUGACCAAGAGCUGGUGGUUCCUUGCUCAAAAUGCAUAUUUGCUUCUCAGCCCAAAGUUGUUGAAAAACACUUUAGGAUGUUUCAUUCUUCUCAACGGAAAAUCCAGAAUUACACCAUGAAUAUUUUGGGUGAAUCUAAACCAUCCAGGAGUGAUGUGAUAAACUUCACAUGCUUAAAAUGUCACUUUACAAACACUUUGUACUACAGCAUGAAGAAGCAUGUACUAAUAGCACAUUUUAAUUACUUAAUUACCUCCUACUUUGGCAUGAGAACUGAUGAAAUGCCUGAGCAGGUGAAAAAUGACAACACUUCACCUGCCAAUAUGAUUCCAUCUUUUGACAAAUACUAUUGUAAAAAAUGUAACAUAGGUGCCAGCAGCCUGGAUGCUUUAAUGUAUCAUAUUUUGACAUCAGACAUACACAGAGAUCUGGAAAAUAGGCUCCGAUCUGUGAUUUCAGAACAUAUUAAGAAAACAGGACUUCUGAAGCAAAUGCACAUUGCUCCUAAACUUUCUACAAAUAUGGCCAUGCCUCCUUUAACUAGCAACAGUGCUCCACCACUAGCUGCUGCCUCCACUUGCAUUCAGCUUGCCUUGUCACAAAAUAAUCAAAACCAAACUCUGGUACAGUCACAGGCAGUAACUGUGGCCUCAAGUGCCUCUGGGACUCUUACCCAUAAUGCCCCUGCUACUGCUCAAUCACAUGUAACUCUUGUAUCUAGCCCUUUGCCAGUGGGUCAGAAUAAUAUUACUCUUCAGGCAUCUGUUCCUCAGCCUGUCUUUGUUUCUCAUGGCCUCCCACUUAAUCAACCUGUGAGUCCUACAGUUCUUCCUCUAAACCAGCCAGUUGGACCUGUCAAUAAGUCUGUUGGAGCAGGAGUUCUCCCUAUAAACCAAACCAUUCGCCCAGGACUUUUGCCCCUUAAUCAACCUGUUGGACCUAUAAAUAGACCUAUUGGACCUGGAGUUCUUCCCAUAAAUAGACCCAUUGCCCCAAAUGUGCUUCCUGUAAAUCAACCUGUUGCAUCAGGUGUCCUCCAGGCAGUUCCACCGGGGAUGAUCUCUAUGGGGCAGACAGUUCCAUCAGGGGUACUUCCUGUGGGCCAAGCAGUCCCAUCAAAUGUUCUUCCCAUGGGCCAGACGGUUCCAUCUGGAGUUCUUCAGCUCAAUCAGUCCGUUAUGCCAGGAGUCCUUCCUGUUGGCCAAGCAGUGAGACCUGGAGUACUCCAUGUUAAUCAACCAAUUACACCAGGGGUUAUGCCUGUAAAUCAGCCAGUCAGACCUGGUGUUUCCCAAAAUGCCACUUUCCUAACUGCAGGCUCAAUUCUUAGACAGCUAAUACCAACAGGGAAACAAGUUAAUGGGAUACCCACAUAUACCUUAGCACCAGUUUCAGUUACAUUGCCUGUACCCCCUGGUGGUGUGGCAAAUGUUACACCACCACAGAUGCCAAUUCAGCUCAUGCAGUCUAGUGCAGCCACACAGAUAUCUCAUUCCCCAGCUGGUGCACCCUCUCCUCCUGUAGUGGUAAGCACUUCUCAAAAUAUGAUUGUGCAGGCAUCUUCAUCUACUCCAGAAACAAGCCAAGCUCUCAAACAGGCCAAACAGUGGAAAACCUGUCCAGUUUGCAAUGAGCUCUUUCCUUCUAAUGUCUACCAGGUGCACAUGGAAGUGGCUCAUAAACAUGGUGGAUCAAGCACCAAUGAAAAACUGGAGCCUGAAAAACUUGCAGCCUGUGCACCAUUUUUAAGGUGGAUGAAAGAAAAAACUCUUCGCUGUCUCUCUUGUAAAUGCUUCAUAUCAGAGGAAGAACUUAUGCAUCAUUUAUUAAUGCAUGGUUUGGGUUGCUUAUUCUGUCCAUUCACUUUUCACAGUAUUAAAAGUCUUUCAGAUCAUAGUAGGACCUCGCACCUUGGAAAGAAUAGAUUAUCUGUGGAUUAUAGCAACAAAGGCUUCCAGUUAGAUAAUGAUGCAAAUGGUAACUUAAUAUUCCCCCAUAUUGAUUUCAUUACCAUAUUGCCAAAGGAAGAACUUGGAGAAAGGGAAGUCUAUUUGGCAAUACUCACUGGAAUAUAUUCCAAGACACUUGUACCAAUUUAUGUUAAAGUGAGGCCACAAACUCUUGAGGACCACAGCAAUCCUGGUAAGCAAGUCAAUACCUGUCCAUUUUGCCUUGGUACCUUUAUGACCACAGAAACCUACGAAAUACAUUUGAAGGAGAAGCAUCAUGUCAUGCCCACUGUUCAUACGUUUUUAAAGUCUCCUGCUUUCAAGUGCAUUCAUUGCUGUGGGGUAUAUACUGGGAAAAUGACAAUGACUGCAAUUACUGUCCAUUUGUUACGCUGCAGGAGUGCGCCUAAAGUUAGUAGUUCAGAUCUACAAAUAGAGCCUGAUCUUAGUGAAAAAGAACUGCCACUAGUGAAUGGUGAGAUACAUGAUUCUGUUUUUCCUGUAAAGAGAAAACUUCCUGAUAACUCUUCUGGGGCAGAGGACCAAAGGGAUAAAGAAGAACCUCUUAUCAUAGAUAACGACAUCGCUUCUGUUUCUGAAAAAGCAGUGAAUGUGCCUUCUAAAAAACAAAAGAAUGAAAGCAAGACUGAGGGGCCACUGAUGAAUGAUGAUGCUCUUCAUAUUCUAGCACUAAAUCCCCAAAAGUAUGAAGACCGUUCAUAUGAAGAGAAAAAGCAGUUUCUUAAGGAUUAUUUCCAUAAAAGACCCUAUCCUAGCAAAAGAGAGAUAGAACUGUUAUCAUCUCUUCUCUGGGUAUGGAAAAUUGAUGUCGCAUCCUUUUUUGGGAAAAGAAGAUAUACAUGCCUAAGAGCAAUAAAAAAUCACAAACCUUCUGUGCUUUUGGGCUUUGAUAUGUCAGAACUGAAAAAUGUUAAGCACAGAUUACACUUUGAGUGUGAAACACAAACCUUGUAAAAAAAACAAAACAAAAAACUUUAGAAAACCACAAAUAGGAAGCAAUCAAAAGGCUAAUUUUUAAUUUAGUUUUAUUGGGGUGGGUACUUAGGUUUGCAGUUAUGGUGUAAUGACCUGAUGAAUUACAGUGAUCUUACACUACUUCUCUAGAUGUUUCUGGGCACACAGUUUGAAUAGUAAUUAGUUUGAGUUUGUUUUUUGUGGAGGUCAUUUUUUUUUUUUAGUUUUCCAAUAAUAUGUAAAUUAAACCUUGUUUUAUACAUGCUUGUUUUCCCAGUAGUGUAAAGAUAUUAAGAAAACAAAACUAUGGUUUUUUUGUUUUCAUUUUCGCAUUCAUCUUAGUAGUUUUUUGUUGUUUUUUUUAAGUGGUGAAUAGUACAGCAAACUUUUUCUUAGAGACAGGAGUACAAGUGGUAAGUAAAAAAUCCAUUGAUGCAUAUGGCACAGUAAUGGUGUGCUGCAUUACCUUUUAAUAAUUUCUCCUUUGUAAAAUAUUUGCUUGUACUGACCGAUUUAUAAUUUCCCAAAUGUGCUACAUUAGAAAAAUAUUUUAUAGAAAUCAAAACAUUUCAUUCAUGGACUAUAUACCCAAAUCCAGAAUUUAGUAGGUGGCAUAUAGUUGAUAUAUUAAAAAAGCAUCAUUAUUACCAAAAAUGAAGCACUCUUCUCUUUUAGAUACAGAAAUAUAUUUCAGUAUAGAUUUUCCUUUUUUGACAUGUAUUACUUUCCAUGCAGAGAGAUAAGGCAGUACCUUCUUAGUGCCUUUUUAUCAGUGAGAGAUUUGGAAUAUUUGAAUAAAUUUCCUUUCCCCCUUAAUUUGCUCAGAAACAGCCCGAAGAGGGACAGGGAAAUUUUUUUCAAGAUAAGGAAAUAGAAAUAUAGAUGUUUUACCAUUUGGUAGUUGCUUAAUAUCCAGGUCAGUCUAGUGGUGUUAUGCUGACUACAUAAUAUUUUCAGCAGAUCUAGUAAAAUUAAACUAGGCUCAAUGGCCAUCUGUCAGCAAUUGAUAUAUUAAAAUUUACCAGUGACAGGAUUUCUUAAAUACUGAAAAAUGGAAGGAUACUGUUUAUUUUACUAUGUCAUUGUACUUAAUGUUUAAUUAUAUGAUUUUUAUUCUGUUACUUUUUGGCUAUAAGUAGAGAUCUUUGGAUAUCAGCUAGAACCUUUUUACAAAAUGAAAAUCACCUGAAUGAGCUGGAUCCAGUAACAGAGUAGGCAGUUUAGUCAUUAAGUCUGUUGUAUUGUUCAUAUACUGGUCUGGGGGUAGGGGAUUUUGGGGGGGAAGGUGGACAUCAUUUUUGUUGUUGCUCAUUAUUGAAAGGAUAGAGCUUGACCCAUAUGGUGGAAAAGUUGGAACAUUCUAUGGAAAGUUUGGAUCCUAUUCAAUAGAACUUUCUACAUAAUAUUUUUAGGAUAAUAUUGCAUGCAUCUGUUACACUGUGUCUUUUGAAACAAUUGUGUAAUUGGAUUGUGAUUGUAAAUGUACUCUCCUAUUGUAAAUUUCAAAGAAAAAGCUUGCUGAACUUUUCCCAUUUAAGAUUUUUUUAUAAAUUGUUUUCAAAGUGUCUAU